AUGGCGUUAUCGGUUUCUAACCUCGCGUCUUCACUCUCUUCGCUCUCGUUCUCCUCCCAGGUUUCUCAGAGAUCGAACACCGUUUAUUUCCCCCGCGCGAACUCGGUGUUCUCAUUACCGGCGAAAUCCGCUCGUCGUGUUUCUCUCACGGUUACUGCGACGGUGGCUGCUCCCGAGGCGGCGGAGGAUGAGACGAUGGAACUGAAGAAAUACGUGAAAUCGAGGUUACCUGGAGGUUUCGCAGCUCAGAAAAUCAUUGGCACGGGAAGGCGAAAGUGCGCCAUCGCUCGAGUCGUGCUUCAGGAAGGUACCGGGAAGGUUAUCAUAAACUAUCGCGAUGCCAAGGCCUUGAUUUCUGGGAAUUUUGGGGUUUACACAGCUGAAUCAUCCGCUCGUGUAUGGGGUUUAUGUUAUUGA
Messenger RNA from Arabis nemorensis, 417 nucleotides. The record is from the annotation of a GenBank genome assembly. NCBI's taxonomy places the organism in Eukaryota, Viridiplantae, Streptophyta, Magnoliopsida, Brassicales, Brassicaceae.